UUCGCUCCUCCAAGCCACAUGUUCGUUUCCAGAAAUUAAAUUUCAUUGUUCAUGUCUCCCUAAUCGUGUGUGUGAUCACGUUUCGUGUCAUUGUAGACAUCCUCGUGUGGGUUUCAAGUGUCGUGGCUCUGGUGAGCCAUCGCUCCGCCAAUCGACGGACGUCGGCGACGGCGGACGAUGUGCCACAAGCGAUCUCGAAAACGAUAACGAAUUUUGAGAACUUUAACAAGUUUAUCUAUUUAUCUCUAUCUUUAUUGUGUCAUGGAUGCAGUGUUGAGGAUGGAAAAGUGCAUUUUAUGAGAGAAUUUUACCUGUGCAGUGUAUAGUGACGGACAUGCCUGAGUUUCGACGCCUGGCAGCCAGUGUAAAAAAAAAGAAGCCACUUUCGCCGACUCAGCGGUUGAGUCAUUCGAACAGUUCUAUUUACUUGAUGCGAUAACGUUUUAGAUGCAUCUAAGUUCGAUUCAGUUGGCGUGCGCGGCACUGGUGGCGGUGGCCCUGGGCGCGGCGGCGCCGCCCUCGUCGUCGCACCACGUCGCGAGGCGCUCCUUCUUCACCCUCGAGUGCAAAGGAGUCUACGACGCGGCCAUCUUUGCCCGCCUCGAUAGGAUCUGUGACGACUGCUACAACCUCUUUAGAGAACCACAACUCUACACUCUAUGCAGGAAAGACUGUUUCACGACAGAUUACUUCAAAGGCUGCGUGGAGGUGCUACAAGAAACUGACCAGUUAGAACAGUUCAAGGAAUAUAUAAGAAUAUUACACGGGGCCGUCCCCCCGGCUGGGAAUUAGGGAGAAAUGCUUCACAUCGCCCUAUUUCAAGGGAUGCAUGGAGUCUUUGUACCUCUACGACGAAAAGGAACAAAUUGAUCAGAUGAUCGACUUCGUCGGUAAACGCUAAUCUACAAUCGCGACCAAAAAGUUCCGACGCAUCUAACCGUGUAAUAACUACGCAGUACCAACUUCCAACGCAAAGGUUCACGCAACGACCGCUUUGCCAUAAAGCAGACCAUAGACAAUGUUCCAGUUGGACAUCUGCUUUCUUCCUCAACAUAUUCUAGUCCUUAAGCGACGUAAAUAGUUUUAUGUUCGCAACUAAAUGUAAUGUUAUUGUAAUUUGUAUUAAGUAAACUAAGGACAUUUAUUAUCUAUUUUAUGGUUUAUAUGUUAUUAAAUGUUGUAAGCUUCUUACUUAGGGAAGUGUAAAGUACAUUGUAUCACCUCCUAGUAUUGAAAUUCGAAAAUUUGAGGCAGCCUUUGGUGUCGAUGCUGGUCAUCUGUCCUGUCUCGUGAGAUCCGACUGAGAUUAACGAUUUUAAUGUCUAGGUGUCGUUUUGAGAUGGCGACUGGGUGUCUGGAGGCAGCUGGUUGCUUACCCCGCUUCCGAUCAGCUUCGCCCGGCAGCUGCCCGGCUCCCACUCGAACGUCUCAAAGCGACAGCUGAUUAGCGACGCAUUCCAAUCACAGUAUUUAAAAAAACGAAUACUUACGCUUUUUCAAGUCUACAAUUCAUUUUAUCACAUUUUUGUAUUAAUUUUUGAAUUAUAUUUUAAAAAGCCUUACAAUAGAUUUUACAAGAUAGUAUUUGAUUUUAUAAUGUUAGGUAGGUUCUGAACCAAUAUACUUCUUUGCUAUACGAAUUUGAACUUAAUUACCAAGAAACUUUGAUUUUAGUUUAAUUAAAACUUAGUAUUCACAAUCUGUUGCUAGUUAGUUUGUACGUAAAUCACGCAUGUGGCUUAUACAUCACUUAGGUUUAUCUCUACAAAACUCAGGGAGUUUAUUGUUUUAGUUGUCAUUCGCGUUUAUUUAUUUAUUUAUUAUUCAUGUUCAUGCAAAAGGACCAGUUUCACUAACUGAUAAAUGCUAAAACUUUCCAAUUUUAAUGUAAUAGAAUAAAAAAUAUUUUCAUAUGUCAGGUUACCUUGGUUAGUGAAACUGGGCCUUAAGGUUCUCAUUGGUGCAAGUAAAUGUAAGUAAGUAAGAUAAGUAAGUCUACUUGCACAAAUGAAAACUUGACUAUUCACAAAUUCUACCGAAAUUAUGCCCUCUUCGUUUGAUAGCCGAGCGAGUUUUAUGAUUAUUUUUAUUAGUUAAUUUCAUUAGUUAGUAAGUAUUUAAAAAAAGAUUUAUUUUUAUAUACUUCCGACCUAUUUAUUACCUAUUGUUACUUUUUAUUUAUAUUUUUUUAAUAAUAAGUAUGAAUAGAAACUUUUUCGUGCAGCGAUAGAGUGUACCAGUGUGAAAAAAUAUUUAACUACUCAUAUUAUAUUCCUGAUUUUUUUAUUAUCUUUAAGUUGCGGUUAAUACUUAUUUAAAAGUUUUCUUUUUGUAAAUUCCGCUGUAACUCUUGUCUGUGUUCGAAUCUCAUCUUUUAUUAGUUUAUUAGCGUUUCUUAUGUUUCAUAGACAUACUUUGUAAUGAAUAUCGACACAGUGACGUCAUCGUUUCGACACAAAACAGUCUGUCCUGUGACAUAGAUAAAAUGGUGCCAAUUAUUGUCAGCAAGACACUAGGUUUAAAAAAAUUAGCUAAUGGUAUAUAAACAAUGUAUAGGACGCGUUUGUAAAAAUGAAUUAGUAAAUUAUUAUAAAUAAUUGUAUAAAUUUUAUAAAAACAGCUAAGAAACGCUACGGGUUCCAUGAAAUAUAUUUGAUUUGAAAAUCA
Molecule: messenger RNA, 2667 nt
Organism: Helicoverpa armigera (cotton bollworm)
Lineage: Eukaryota; Metazoa; Arthropoda; Insecta; Lepidoptera; Noctuidae
Gene: ITP
Product: CHH-like protein
Exons: 4
Coding region: 448-792 (114 amino acids)
Biological process (GO): circadian rhythm
Cellular component (GO): extracellular region
Molecular function (GO): neuropeptide hormone activity
Source: RefSeq, a predicted model, not a curated record